ACUAAAAAAGACACUUUGCUCCAAGUGAAUGAUAAUUAAAUUUCUACCUUUUCUUUUACAACAAUAAACUUUGUGCUUAUUGUUUACUGAGCCGACUGAGGAAAACAAGGUAGACAAAGACCUCAACAUUCAUGUAAUCAACUCAAUUUGACCGUCAUUACACCCUGUCCGGUGGAGCGACAAGUUAUUUACGACGUAAUAAUGAUAGCUUGACUGCUGUGAUCGUUCAUCAAAAGACCGGGCACUUGCUCUGACCAUGGACCUAUAGGUCCAUGCUCUGACCAAUUUGCAUAGCAGCAACGAAAUAGAUGUGGGGAUUUCGCCUCGCCAGGAAAUGGGAUAAAAGGGCCAGCUAGGGGCCGGGCGACCCAUUCACAUCGAUCGCAGCAAAGCAACAAGUUAGCGUUAUAACCGAUGGGAAAUUGAGUCUGGUUUUUGUUUUGAGGUAUUAUUGGCCUUGUUUGGGCGCGGUCCUGGCCCGAUGAUGCAGCUCCAGAGUCUGCUCUUCGUUUGUACGCUGGUCUGCUCCACAAGCGCACAAGCAGUAAAAGAUGGUGAAAUACGCCUUGUAGGGGGCACCUCUGACUCUGAAGGUCGUGUUGAGGUCAUUUACAAUGGCGAAUGGGGAACUGUUUGCGAUGAUCGUUGGGAUACGACCGAUGCCAACGUGGUCUGCCGAUCUCUCGGUUUCGUUGGUGCGCUUGAAGCAGUGCCAGCGGCUGGAUUCGGUCAAGGCACUGGCACCAUUGUUCUUGAUGACGUCAAUUGUUCUGGAGACGAAGCGACCCUCUUUGAAUGCGCAAAUCCUGGUCUUGGAGUCAACAACUGUGGCCAUUCAGAAGAUGCUGGUGUUCGUUGCGAAGUUCUCGAAGAUGGUGAGGUACGUCUAGUUGGAGGUACCACUGAUUCCGAAGGUCGUGUAGAGGUCAGCUACAAUGGACAAUGGGGAACUGUUUGCGAUGACAGCUGGGAUACGACCGAUGCCAACGUGGUCUGCCGAUCUCUCGGUUUUGUUGGUGCUCUUGAAGCUGUGCCAUCGGCUGGAUUCGGUCAAGGCACUGGCACCAUUGUUCUUGAUGACGUCAAUUGUUCUGGAGACGAAUCAACUCUCUUUGAAUGCGCAAAUCCUGGUCUUGGAGUCAACAACUGUGGCCAUUCAGAAGAUGCUGGUGUUCGUUGCGAAGUUCUCGAAGAUGGUGAGGUACGUCUAGUUGGAGGUACCACUGAUUCCGAAGGUCGUGUAGAGGUCAGCUACAAUGGACAAUGGGGAACUGUUUGCGAUGACAGCUGGGAUACGACCGAUGCCAACGUGGUCUGCCGAUCUCUCGGUUUUGUUGGUGCUCUUGAAGCUGUGCCAUCGGCUGGAUUCGGUCAAGGCACUGGCACCAUUGUUCUUGAUGAUGUCAAUUGUUCUGGAGACGAAUCGACCCUCUUUGAAUGCGAAAAUCCUGGUCUUGGAGUCAACAACUGUGGACAUUCAGAAGAUGCCGGAGUUCGCUGUCAAGUACUUGAAGAUGGUGAGGUACGUCUAGUUGGAGGUACCACUGAUUCCGAAGGUCGUGUAGAGGUCAGCUACAAUGGACAAUGGGGAACUGUUUGCGAUGACAGCUGGGAUACGACCGAUGCCAACGUGGUCUGCCGAUCUCUCGGUUUUGUUGGUGCUCUUGAAGCUGUGCCAUCGGCUGGAUUCGGUCAAGGCACUGGCACCAUUGUUCUUGAUGACGUAAAUUGUUCUGGAGACGAAUCGACUCUCUUUGAAUGCGCAAAUCCUGGUCUUGGAGUCAACAACUGUGGCCAUCCAGAAGAUGCUGGUGUUCGUUGCAAAGUUCUCGAAGAUGGUGAGGUUCGUCUAGUUGGAGGUACCACUGAUUCCGAAGGUCGUGUAGAGGUCAGCUACAAUGGACAAUGGGGAACUGUUUGCGAUGACAGCUGGGAUACGACCGAUGCCAACGUGGUCUGCCGAUCUCUCGGUUUUGUUGGUGCUCUUGAAGCUGUGCCAUCGGCUGGAUUCGGUCAAGGCACUGGCACCAUUGUUCUUGAUGACGUCAAUUGUUCUGGAGACGAAUCGACCCUCUUUGAAUGCGCAAAUCCUGGUCUUGGAGUCAACAACUGUGGCCAUUCAGAAGAUGCUGGUGUUCGUUGCGAAGUUCUCGAAGAUGGUGAGGUACGUCUAGUUGGAGGUACCACUGAUUCCGAAGGUCGUGUAGAGGUCAGCUACAAUGGACAAUGGGGAACUGUUUGCGAUGACAGCUGGGAUACGACCGAUGCCAACGUGGUCUGCCGAUCUCUCGGUUUUGUUGGUGCUCUUGAAGCUGUGCCAUCGGCUGGAUUCGGUCAAGGCACUGGCACCAUUGUUCUUGAUGACGUCAAUUGUUCUGGAGACGAAUCAACUCUCUUUGAAUGCGCAAAUCCUGGUCUUGGAGUCAACAACUGUGGCCAUUUAGAAGAUGCCGGAGUUCGUUGUCAAGUACUUGAAGAUGGUGAAAUACGCCUUGUAGGGGGCACCUCUGAUUCCGAAGGUCGUGUAGAGGUCAGCUACAAUGGACAAUGGGGAACUGUUUGCGAUGACAGCUGGGAUACGACCGAUGCCAACGUGGUCUGCCGAUCUCUCGGUUUUGUUGGCGCGCUUGAAGCUGUGCCAUCGGCUGGAUUCGGUCAAGGCACUGGCACCAUUGUUCUUGAUGAUGUCAAUUGUUCUGGAGACGAAUCGACCCUCUUUGAAUGCGAAAAUCCUGGUCUUGGAUUCAACAACUGUGGCCAUUCAGAAGAUGCCGGAGUUCGCUGUCAAGUACUUGAAGAUGGUAUCGUCCGACUCGUAGACGGCCUUUCGUCAUCGGAAGGUCGCGUGGAGGUCAGCUACAACGGACAAUGGGGAACUGUCUGCGAUGAUGAAUGGGAUAUAACCGAUGCCACCGUGGUCUGCCGAUCUCUGGGUUUCAUCGGUGCUCUUGAUGCUAUCCCAUCGGCAGGAUUCGGUGAAGGCACUGGCACCAUUGUCCUUGAUGACGUUAACUGUUCUGGAGACGAAUCGAGUCUCUUUGAAUGCUCGAAUCGUGGCCUUGGAGUCCACAACUGUGGUCAUGGAGAGGAUGCUGGAGUUCGUUGCGAAUUGCCUCCCGUUCCGGUCCGAAUCGUCGGAGGCUUGGCGGAAGGGAGAGUUGAGGUGCUCUUCAACGGAGAAUGGGGGACCGUGUGCGAUUACCUCUGGGACGACUCCGAUGCUACGGUCGUCUGCCGAAUGCUCUCCCUUGGCCAGACGGGUGCUGCGCGGAGAGAAGCCUACUACGGAAAGGGCGAGGGGAGUAUAUUUCUCACAGCUCUUGAGUGCGACGGAAGCGAAGCGAGUCUCUUCGAUUGCCCUAACGGUGGUUUAGGAAGCAACUGCGUACACGCUCAAGACGCGGGCGUUAAGUGUCUGCCGUAAUCAGUCAGCCAGAGUCGGUUGCAGCUGUUUGAUCAGAUCGGUCUUCCAAAUAUAUUCUAAUGGGGUUAUAAGAAAAAUGUUAUUUAUGGUGAUGGGCCUUAUUGUACAGUCAUGACGAUGAGUGAAGAAGGGGAUGUUAUAAUUUUGGAAUACAGAAGCAUGAACGAUAACGCGAAGAUCCAUCGCAAUAUUUGGUUGAUAAACUAAAAACUAUGCUGAUAUCGAAUGGAUAGGAUUGAGUUAUAGCUAUUGAAUGGAAUUGUUCGUUUAAUCCUAAAUGACAGGACUAUUUGAGAUGUAUUGAGGACUGGGGGGGGGUGAUGGCACUCCUGAUCUCGCGAUCGCGCCGAAUGGCACGCACAUUCUUUACCACAUAAACUACAAGCCAGUAUAAUUUUUUUUUGAAAAUAAUGAUUUUUUUUUUAUCUAUUAUGUAUAAGAUAUGAAAAAUUAUUCGUAAAAAACAUUGUUUUCAUAUUUAACACACACUUUCACUUUAAAUUCUCAUCUUUUUUUUUCUACAGAUGUCAUCUUUGUAAUGUUAUUUAAAGGUAUUUAAAAAAAAUUGCGAAAGCGUUUUUUUUUUCUUUAUGUAUUUUUUUGUUUUUUUAAUUUCUCAUGUGUUUCUCUGUUUUUUAUCUUUUGUUUUUCAUUGUUUUUCCAAUGGAAAUUAUUACAGACCAUUUAACAACUAAAUUAAACCCUAAAUUAAAUAAGCAGAACAAUUAGAAUGAAAAACAAUCACCCCUUUAUGAAUUUCAUUUUCCAUAGACUUUGUACACAAAGUAUAAAAAUUAGUAAUUUUUGGCAUGACAUUGUCUUCAAUUCAUGUUGCGUUGCGAUGCUAUACCUCUAUUUCAGAAAUAUCGCGCGAAGCCCCCUAGUCCUUAAUUUAGGGUUAACAUGUUAUUGCAAAUUUCUGGUUUUUUUUAGAAAACAACAAUUUCAGUAUUCUGUGUUAUCAAGUUUUGCAAUAAAUUAAUUCUUUGUAAAAAAGAAAUAAA
Lytechinus pictus (painted urchin) is the source of this 4428-nucleotide messenger RNA. RefSeq names its product deleted in malignant brain tumors 1 protein-like. NCBI's taxonomy places the organism in Eukaryota, Metazoa, Echinodermata, Echinoidea, Temnopleuroida, Toxopneustidae. Bases 482 to 3424 code for a protein of 980 amino acids. Gene Ontology annotation, cellular component: membrane. The record is from RefSeq and is a predicted model, not a curated record. The transcript has 10 exons.